AUGAAGACUGAAGGCCUGAGUUUCCUGGUCGAGCAUCUGCCAAGAAUUGGGACAACCUCUAUUGAUAUAUGUGCCGUUGGACAGCCUGUGAUAGUCUCCCGAGGCCCUGGUAAGCUAUGUGUGGAAGACACAGAAGAGAACAAAGCAACGAUUUUGCUACCUUGCGAGGAAUUUGUGGGUGAACAGGCAAAAUUCACGACUGUUAGUCCAGGCUGCUACCGAUUAAGAUUAAAGUCAAGAGAAGAGGUUGUAAAUGCGUUCAAUUGCAACAACAAGGCCCAAAAUGUGUUUAUGUCUUUACCGGAAGGGAAAUGGUCCAAGAAAGAGCUAAUUGAAUCCAAAGGGUUCAGAAUCCUUUGUUUGACUUGCAGAACUGAUAUAAUUAACGAACAAAAUUGUUUUAAGAUCAAUGAAAUGCCUUCAGAGUUCUGGAUGGAGUUAAUGGACUACUGGCAUUGCCACAAGCCUCACGAUAUAUCAAAGGAAAACGAAUAUUCGGUGCGUUACAACUCUUUGAAACCUUUGAAAGGUGAAAUAUUGCUGGGGUCAGCCUUCUUCUUGGCCCAACAAGAUACUUUUGCAGGCAGAGUGAAAACAGAGAAUGGUUUUUUGCAAUGUGCUAAAUGUUCAGCAUCACUGGGAGAGGAAACGCAAGAUCAUUUGUUCAAAAUCUACAAAUGGCAAGUUUUACUGAAAAAAUCCAACAAGGAGGAAGAUGUCUUUCCCCCAGAGCAGGAUGUAGUUUUCACAUUGUUAAAUCUGAUCAAAGGCUACUCAACACGUUACGUUCUUUUGGAAUCUGAGAGCUCAAAGCUGUUUGUAUGGUUAUUUGCAAUAGGUAUAGAUGUGACUUUGCCAGAUAAUCGGGUACUUACAAACUGCAUAAAAGUCCUGUACUGUGACGAAAUUUCUGAGAAAGAGACAAAGGGGAGUAAUAUUGAGCAACUCAAGGUAAAACCUGUGCCUAUGCGCCAUUUUGUACAAAUGCUUGAACAGAUUCACGAGAGCUUGCCCUCGAGCGUCAAACAGUUUGAUUUGUGGCGUGUUAGCUAUAUUAAAAUCACAGCUUGA
Molecule: messenger RNA, 1071 nt
Organism: Torulaspora delbrueckii
Lineage: Eukaryota; Fungi; Ascomycota; Saccharomycetes; Saccharomycetales; Saccharomycetaceae
Gene: IPA1
Product: putative polyadenylation protein
Exons: 1
Coding region: 1-1071 (356 amino acids)
Biological process (GO): protein autoubiquitination; protein polyubiquitination; protein monoubiquitination
Cellular component (GO): ubiquitin ligase complex; nucleus; cytosol
Molecular function (GO): ubiquitin protein ligase activity; cyclin binding; ubiquitin conjugating enzyme binding
Source: RefSeq, a predicted model, not a curated record